This is a messenger RNA of Contarinia nasturtii (swede midge), 3958 nucleotides long. It is a transcript of the gene BicC, whose product is annotated as protein bicaudal C. Lineage: Eukaryota; Metazoa; Arthropoda; Insecta; Diptera; Cecidomyiidae. Gene Ontology annotation, cellular component: cytoplasm. The transcript is spliced from 15 exons. The coding region runs from base 280 to 2931 and encodes 883 amino acids. The record is from RefSeq and is a predicted model, not a curated record. Gene Ontology annotation, molecular function: protein binding; RNA binding.
AAUCGGUGAUUUCCAUCUAGAGUUUUUAUUUUUUGCAAGGGAAAGAAAACAAAUCUGGUUUGAAUUGCUGUAACAUAUUUUGUUUUUAUAAGUUUUUGAUUACGUAUUGUUUGUCAAACAUUGUAAAUUUUUGUGACAAAAAAUGCAACAAACAAAUAUAGUUUAAUUUUUUGUGUGUUUUGUGUGGCCACUGUAUUGUGAUUGUGUAUCGUUUGUUCUGACGCAAAAAGUUUUCUGGAGAAAAUCAAUUAAAAUAACAUCAAUUAAAUAGACGCUGAAAUGGGUCCCGACGGAAAUAAUAACUUGCUUAAUAAUUUAAUGUACCGUAAUGUGCGGCAGUCAAGUGAGAGCCAAAGCGAAGCCUCGUCAUCGGCUGAAAGCGAUUGGAGCGAUAUUAACAGUAUCGCUGCACAAAUGGGCUUGCAUCCAAAGGAUUUGUGCGUCGAACGGUUUAAGGUUGAUCGAAAUAAGCUGGAGACUCUGAUCAAGGAUGCAUCGCCGACCGAGGGCAUGAAUGCUGCCGAAUGUUUUUUUGAUAAUGUUAUCAAAAUGACUGGGACUCGCAUCAGCUGGCCAUGCCGCUUGAAAAUUGGUGCAAAAACGAAGAAAGAUCCACAUGUGCGCAUCGUUGGAAAAAACUCGGACGUCAUGAAAGCCAAAGAGCAAAUUUUGAACCGGUUGGACUCUCGUGGCUGUCGUGUAAUCAUGAAAAUGGAUAUUUCGUACACUGACCAUUCAUAUAUAAUUGGACGUUGUGGUAACAAUAUUAAGAAGAUCAUGGAAGACACAAUGACUCAUAUUCAUUUUCCUGAUUCGAAUCGUUCGAGCCAAACGGAAAAAAGUAAUCAGGUAUCGUUAUGUGGUAGCUUGGAAGGCGUUGAAAAAGCACGCGCAUUAGUUCGUUUGUCGACACCGUUGAUUAUAUCGUAUGAAUUACCGAUGAGCGUUCCUGGUCAUCCAAUUCCGGAUAAUAAUACUGAAUACGUUAAGGAAGCCGAAGCCACUUACAAUGUUCAAGUGAAAUUUUCAUCGCGUCCCAAGUUGAACUCAUCGGUUGUGGUUAAGGGAAGCGAAAAGGAAGCUGAAAAGGUCCAAGACGCCGCCCGUCAAUUAUGUUUAUAUAUGUGUGGAAAUCCCCAAAUUCAGGUCAAUUUGCAGCUGCGAAUUUCACCACAACAUCAUGACAUCGUUAAAGGCAAACAUAACGUUGAAGUCCGAAGAAUAAUGGAAUAUACGAACACAAAGAUAAUAUUUCCGGACUUGAGUGACGCAAACAUAAAGCAGAUAGAAAAAUCUCUUGUGACUAUCACGGGUACCAUUGAUGGCGUUUACAGAGCCAGACAACAGCUCAUUGGUAAUUUGCCGGUGGCUCUGAUAUUUGAUUAUCCGGAAAAUUCGGUUAAACAAGAGGACAUUAAUGCGCUCAUGGAACAAUUUGGAGUUUUCAUUGCGGCCCGUCACAAACAACGACAAAGUACUUUGUGCAUUGUCAUAAAAGGAAUCGAGAAAUACGUCGGUAAAAUCUACGAGGCUCGCCACAAACUUUUAAAUUUACCAAAAAGCUCUAUUGUGGAAGCCGAAAUACCAGCCACGUACUAUUCGUCGGCCGAACCGGAGUACAAUACAUCGGCUUUGGUUGAAAUUUUAUCAAGUGUUCCAAAUAGCCCUCUGACACCUGGCGGCUUACUACAAAAUUUCACACCGACCUUUCCAAAUCCAUCAUUUCACAAUCAACUUAAUCGAGUUCCCGAUUUUGCCAGCUUGACACCGGAAAAUCUACGCUUUCAUGCACUGCAACAACAAGCACUUCAACAACAAGUGAACGGUCAAAAUAUUGCGACACAUCUUGGUUUAAGUGUUAAUCCAUCUUAUUCACCGGCUCAUGCAAGUGUUUCGCCACGGUCUUCAAGCACCAAAACUAGCGGAUAUCAUUCGAAUAAAUUCUUUAAUAUCAGCGGCAGCGCUAAUUCACUUGAACAAUUGUAUCCACCAUACAAACCAAGCAUUCAAAUAAACGGCAAUGGUGUUAAUCACUUUCCGCAUUCAGAUAAUCAAAUAUUUGUGGGCAAUUCGACGAAUUUAACACGCCAAGCAAAUGUUUCGAAUGAAAGCAGCAAUCAUCCAUUCGAAAUGGAAAAUCGACUGUUGACACCUAGCUAUCACUCGCCAAGAUCAUUGGAAUUCGAGAGACAACGCAUUGAAGGACUAAAGGCCAUCGAUCGUUUCGAUCUAAAUAGAGAACAAGUUCGAAUACCAACCGAUGCAUGGGCUAAGUUUUCUCUAAGUAAAACGUCACCGUUUGCAUUGGAAUCAGCGUCAGCGGGUGUAUCACAAUGGGCUCACCGUGAAAAGCUCCAUUUUGAUAAAGCUGCUACCACCGGUCUCAUCGACAGUGUGCCAUGGAAUGAUCGCGUACCAUUGUCUCAGUUCAAAGACAUGCACUCUCUUUUAAGCCACUUAAAACUCGAGCAUUACAUCAGUAAUUUUGUGGUCGAAAAAAUUGAUAUCAAGAUGUUUGCAACGUUGACGGGAGAAGAUUUACUUGAGCUGAAUAUCAAUGCGUUGGGUCCGCGAAAGAAGCUGCUAUUGGCAAUAAAACAACUAAAGGCCGAGACGCAGCCAUCACCGCCGUCUAGCGAAUGGGUUCAAUUAUCAGAUUUCAAAGAUAUUCCGUCAUUAUUCACACAUUUGGAAAUGAAACAUCACAUUGAGAAUUUCUUGCAAAAUGAAAUCGAUAUGAAAACAUUCCUAACACUGACCACCCAUGAAUUGGCCGAACUUGGUGUUAAAUCAUUUAUUGAGAGAAAACGACUACUAAUGGCCAUCAAUCAAUUGAAAUCGGAACGAUUCGCUGGUUCGGCAGCGCCUGGUGCCGAACGUCGAUCAAGCGCCGGAUUAAUACCCGAGCCCAAGUUAUUCCACAUUUCCUAGAUUUAUAGAUAUUUAAAUAAUGUACAAAGUACAAAAUCAAAAGUACAAAAAGAGUACAAAAAGAGUACAACAGCCAAUGCAUACAACAAAUUUUUAAUUAAUCGAAGAGAAAAGUAGAACUUUUUUUUUGUUAAACAAUUUAUCAAUCAUCAUAUUAAAAUCGAAAGACCAUGUGGAUAUGAUGAGAUACAAUUACGAAUAUAAAAUAGGUUGAAAUGUGCAUGCAUGAGUUGCGGUUUAUUUUUGUAUAUUUUCAAAUAAUUUCGUUUGCAAAACAAACGAUUUUUAACAUCACUAAAUAUGAAUAUAUUUUUUUCAUACACUAUUGUAUAGCGCACGGGUCAGAUAUAUAUAUAUAUGAAAAGUUUAAAAACGAUUAUUUUUAUUUAAAUUUGAACAAUUUUUCGCAUACAUGCACACACACAUAUUUUAAAUGAGUAAAUAAAAAUCAAAUUCACAUGGAUAAUAAAUUAUUUUGUCGACAGUUAACCGAAAAGGAGAGAAAUUAAUAUAAAUCGCAAUUAAACCGCAAAAAAUAAUUAUUAUAAUGAGAAAUUCGAUCAACGACAAUCCACUUCGAAAAGAAAGCAGCAACAAAAACAAAUACAAAAUUACAAUAUACAUAUAUAUACAUAUAUUGAUAAAAAAUAAUAACAAAAAUCCUUUAAUGAAAAUGAGGUAUCUCAAAUGGAUGAUAGGCAAACAUAUUAAUUCAUAAAGACACGUAUUGUUUGAUGCGAAAAAUAGCACAUUUUUAAUUUGAAAAAAAUAGCAUGAAAAGUAACAAAAAAGAAAAUUUAACGCAAAACAAUGUAUGCAAUGAGCUGGCUCUACAACAUAUUUCUCUCACUCUCUACAAAUUGAUAACAAUUCAUUACACACUGCAUGUUUAAUUAUUGUAAAUAAUGUUUUCUACAUUAUUCAUUGUAAUCAUAAUUCUUUCACCUAUAAAAAAGCACAAUUUCAAUUUCCGAUUUUCAAUUAUCAAAAUAUUGUUUGAAAAAAAAAACACCUUUAAAAACAGAUA